UGAGUGCAUUAACUUCUAUUACUGCGCUUGCGCCAAAUAUACUUCCAGGCAUUCAUCGUUGAACGUGAAAGUUUUGUUCAUCAACAUUCUUUCAUGGCUAGCGAACAAUCAGCUCUUCUUUUAAGAAAACAAUUGGCUGAUUUGAACAAAAAUCCAGUAGAAGGAUUUUCAGCAGGCCUGAUAGAUGAUGAAGACUUAUACAAAUGGGAGGUAGUCAUUAUUGGGCCUCAGGAUACCCCAUAUGAAGGAGGAUUCUUUAAAGCCCACCUUCUGUUCCCAAAGGAAUACCCUCAUAGACCUCCAAAAAUGGUCUUCAAGUCUGAUAUUUGGCAUCCAAACAUUGGUCCUGAUGGAGUGGUGUGCAUUUCUAUCCUUCAUGAGCCAGGUGAUGAUAAAUAUGGCUAUGAAACAGCCUCAGAACGUUGGUUACCUGUACAUACUGUGGAAACUAUUUUAGUCAGUGUUAUAUCCAUGAUUUCUGAUCCUAAUGAUGAAUCACCAGCCAAUGUGGAUGCAGCUAAAAUGUGGAGAGAACAACCAGAAGAUUUCAAAAAACGUGUGGCACGGUGUGUCAGAAAAAGUCAAGAUGAAUUUUCAUAGAAAACAUUCAGCAUUUCAUCAAACUUUUUACAUCCCUGUGAUCAUUUCCUAUCUCAUGAAGACUUUGGGAGAGUUGUUGGUUUAAUUUCAUACAGAGUUUCAAUACCAUUUUUAUAUGCAAAUCAUUAUAUUCAAACAUGUUGGCAUUUUUCAUAGUGUGGAAGUUCUGAUUUCUAAAAUUAUUUGGAGUGUCUCACAUGCUUUGUACAUGUAAAGUUAAACUUAAGACUUUUUUUGAGAUUUGAUAAAGCAGAAAAGUACAAACUAUUCUAGUAUGCAGUGUCCAAAGUGUACUGUUUACAAAAUUAUUUAAAUUAUACCCUGUAUAUUACAUGUAAAUUUACAGCAAUUUAUGUUACUUUAACUAUUGAAUUUUAAAGUUUAAAAUAAAAAUGUGUACAGAAUAAAUCUACAAUUUUAUUAUUUGAAAACAACAUUAAGAUCAAUCUUUCUCUCUGAUUCAAUGCACCUGUUUGUAUUAAAUAUGAUAGGAGCAUCGUAAUUGUGCACAAACUUUAUAUGUUAUUAUUUUGAGUGAGAGAUUCUGCAAGUAAUAGACUCAAAUGUAUAGAAAUGCUUGAAAGAUUUAUUAUACGUAUGUAUCUAUUUGUAUUCAUUUUAAGAGUAGCUACCAUGAUACAAGUAAAGGGCUUAACUAACCCCUUCUCGUGUCCCAAGAAAUUAAACACAAUAUGCUGAAUGCAGUGGUAGCAUUUAAUCUUGAUGUAUUUGUUUUAAGAAUCAAACAUUGUACAAUAUGUAGAAAAAAAAAGAAGUGUGAAAUUUUUUAUUUUUUUUUCCUUUUUUUUCUUUCUGAAAUAAUAAAGGUGAAAAUUGAGAUGUUGAAACUAAUGAUGUUUUUAAAUAUACUUAGGAUCACUGAAUAUAAAUGUAACAACUAAGAAGCAAACCUGUGAUUAUAUCUUGAAAUAGUGCUUUAUUUUGAGAAUGACUGUCUUUGUAGCACAGUAAGACCUUCAGUUUUAUGUUUUUUAGUUGUUGUCUAUAAGAAUCUUGUGUUGCAUUUAUGAAAACAUAUCUGUUUUUUAUUUAGAAUCUGAAAUUCAUUAAUUCCAAAGUAAAUAUAUUUUCUUAGUUCAUGAACCUGCAAGGGAUUUUUCUUUUUUGUGUACAAAUGAAUUGCUUUUUCCCCUUCAAUAUUACUUGUGCUAUGUACGUAUGAGUUUUAUUUGUUCACCUGAUAUUUAUUAAUACUAUAAUAGCCUCUUAUUUGUUGCUAUUCUGCCUUAGAAGCUUACAAUAUUGAUGAAUUAUUCUAAUUUGGCAUACAAAAGAUAAGUUACUUGUAUAUUCUUCCUUAUGUACAUAACUGUAAAGAAAUAAAGUGACAUUUUCCGAUCAAAUGUUGAAGAAUUAAAGAUCUGCAAUUCCAAUGAAAUUUGUUUUCACUUAAGAACCUUAAUAAUUUGUAUGCCUCCAGGGUUUGACAACUAUCAAAUUAAGUGCACAGGUUUUGAAUGUACAUUGAAUGUAAGAUAUAUUUGUCUCAGGUAAAUAAAAUUCCUGUGUUGUAAAAUA
Molecule: messenger RNA, 2139 nt
Organism: Saccostrea echinata
Lineage: Eukaryota; Metazoa; Mollusca; Bivalvia; Ostreida; Ostreidae
Product: ubiquitin-conjugating enzyme E2 G1-like
Exons: 6
Coding region: 94-600 (168 amino acids)
Biological process (GO): protein polyubiquitination; proteasome-mediated ubiquitin-dependent protein catabolic process
Molecular function (GO): ubiquitin conjugating enzyme activity
Source: RefSeq, a predicted model, not a curated record